GCAGCUGCAACUGUGAUCCGCUGUGGGAUGAAGCUCAGGAUGGGACUCAAGGACUCUGGGAAUCCCCAGGAAGCUGUGUGACAUGGGCACAUAUAAAACCUCCUGCUCAGUCCUCCUAGGCUGCUUUAGGGUGCAAAGUUUUCCCCACCCAGGGCUGCUGGAGUUAGUCCCAGUAUAUCCCACCCCCAGGCCCGACGCCUGAAGGCUGGGCAUGGCUUUGCCUGCUGUGAGUGGGUAGUGCUUGCCUGCAGGGGAGCCCCCCUUGCCCGGUGCCCCGCGGCUCCCGGCUGCCGCCUGACUCAUGCCCGGGCAGGGAGUGGCGGGACCGGCGUCGCCCCCACCCACGCGAGGGGUGUUGUGCAACCGGGUGCCUCCGCCGCAGACGGAGCCGGGAGCAGGUGCGGGAGUGGAGGGGUGGCUCCUGUGGGGUCAGAGCCGGUGUCAGUGCUCGCUCCCCGUUCCAAGUGGUUAUCGGAGCCCCUUAGCUGGGUUUCCUGGUGUGCUGCCUUCUAGCAGCAUCAGGAAGAGAUCUUGGGAUCAGGUGGAGGAGGGUCUUAGUGCCCAAACCCACCAGGUCCAUUGAUAGUGGUGGUACCUGCUCCCCAGGAGACCCUGCUCCAGAGCUGACGGCUUCAGGGGAGAGACCGUGCCGUACACAGUGAGGAAGGGCUGCUUUGGCAUGACCAUGGAUCCAUCCCUGGCCACAUCCUGUGCACCCCAUCCACAGCUCCCUCAGCUCUGGUCCCCUGGCCCUCCCUGAGCAUGGGAACAGGGAGCUGGUGCUGCUGUGAGCACGGUCACGCAUUGCUGCUUGGGACUCUGUGCUUCUUUUUUCCUAUGUGAGGUGUAGCCACCAUGGCAGGGCUGUCAGUGAAGCAGGGAAGGUGCAACACCAUCACUGACUUACUUCCCUCUCCUUAAGUGAUCCUGGAGCUGGGUGAGAGCCUGUGAAGAGGCAAACCCAUUUGCUGCAGUGGCCUCACUGGGUCCAUUCGUACAGUUGGGUUCAUCCAGCCUCUUGUCUCUGGUGGAAGGUGACCUGCAACCCAGGGCAAUGCCCAGCCCCACCACCUAUGCGGGAGCAGCCCUCCCACUCCAUCCGGGUUUGUGUGGGCGUUUGACGAGAUGUGCUGAUAACGCCUGGGACCGGCAGUGCCGAAGGGGGGGACAGGGCAGGGUCAAUACGCGGGACCCCAAGGCACCAGCGGUAGCCUGCUCCUUCCUUCUUCCUCCUUGGUGACGAGCCAACCCCUGCCAGGGGUUAUCAGCCAUGCAGCCGAGUGUGGAGGGACCUGACAACAACCAGGAGGGUGGAUGGGGGUGCAGAGCCCAGGACUGACCCACCCGUCCCAGAGAUGUUUGGGACCCCUGUCCCCCACCUGCCGUCCCGGAGCCUUUAGGCCAAGUGACUUCGAACCCCCCGAUUGCUCUCCAGGGGUUGGGGACCCCGGCCGUGGGCUGUCAACAGUGGGGUCAGCCUGAGAAGGACCUUAAAGCUUCCCGUGGCAAAAUGGGUGUGGCCCCCAGCAUCAGUGGGUCCCCAGAACUGGGACGCUGCCACCUCAGCGGAGGCUGCGAGGACACAGAGACGUCAGUGCCCCAGGCAGGGCACGUGGUGUCCCUGUCCCCCCCACCUGGGGGAGUGCUCACCGGUGGAGCCACCCGUUGCGCUCUCCCUUGAGAGAGUGAGAGCGGCAGCCCUGUCUCCUUCCUCCCUGACGCCGAAGAAGCGCUAUGGGGUGCCGGGGCCCGUGGCCGCUCUGGAGCUGGGUGCUGUGGGGGUUCUGGGUGCUGCCAGGUAAGUGCCAGGGUCCCCUCGCACCGCUAGCGGGCUGCCCAGGUGGCUCAUGCCAUGUGGGUGAUGGGCUGCAAACAACCCUCCGGCUGCUGCAAAGCUGCGAGAUUGAGCCCGAGUGACCGGCCGGGGUUUGUUCUCUGUCUGCGGGCGCCAGAGCUUUGUCAUGGUCCCCAGUUACAGCAGGGGAAGGUGGCAGGAAUUGUGGAUCAAAUGGAGAGACUCACCCUGCGGGAAGGUGCCUGUCCUGCUCUUGGUCUUGGUCCUCCUGCAGAAGGGAGGAGGGGUGGGGGCGAUGGCGACUCUGGGCUGGUUUUUAACUCAUCCUCCCUCACCCACCUUCUGCACAAGCCGGGGAGAUGAAGGGGCAGCCCCUUCUCCCCACGCUGGACCCAUCCGAGUCGGGCAGCAUCUCCCAUGCGGCCGACAGCAGCAGCGCCGAGCUGCCUUCAGACCUGGGCAUGUGCCAGGAUCUCCCCUCUCCCUCCGGCCCGACCACCGCCCCCGCGGGCAGCCAGAGCUCAGGCAUCCUGGUGCCACAGGCAACAACGAGAGGGCUGGUCCCAGCUGGAAGCAGUGGUGAGCAGGAGGGGCCUCCCAGCCCGGCAGCUCUCCCUGGGGGUCCAGCAAUGCAAGGCAGCCCCCAGGUAGGGUCAGGGGCUGGGGUCUCCUUUCCAGGUGCUGCCGGCCACCCAACCAUUGUCCCUCCAGUUCCCACCACCACUGGGCAAAUGCAGCCUCUGUCCUUCAAGCCAACAAGGCACACACUGGAGCUGGAUGAGGCCACCUCACCUUUGGCCACAGCUGCCAGUCUCUCUCAGGACGGGGCCAGCCCCAUGAAGACGGCAGCAGCCGCAGCCAGUCCCCCCAGCACAGCUGCAGAGGGAGCCAGCAUGGCAGCCCCACCGCCUGCGGACCCCCCGAGUGCAUCCUUGGGAAAGGUCACCUUUUCUUCUGCCACCAUUGGCACCAGCAAGGCUACAGAGCCAGGGACAUGUACCUUGCCCAGUGCUGACCACAAUGCCUCACAGCACCCUCCUGGGCCUCCCACUCAGCUGCCUCUAGCCCUUUUGCCCCAGCUUCCUGAUGAUGCUGUGCUGGGCACAGGGGAGAUGCUUCCCCUCAGCCACAGCGUGGCCCCGGGCACUGCUGGACAUGGGCUGCCUGGAGACAGCGCUGUCACCCAGCCCCAAGCCACCACACAAGCUGCAGGCACACUGGCUACAGUGAUGGAUAUCCUAGCUGGAGAGCACAUCCCACCUCUGGGAAGCACCAGUGCUGAGCUGGUAUCCAUCAGGAAUGAGGCCAGUACCAAAGCCACAGCAGGCACUGCUAUCCCAGAGAUCAAGGACACACCAGGAGGGCUCAGCAUGAGUCUGUCCCCCCAUGCAGCUCUCAAUGACCCUGAUGGUCCCCCUCCAAGGCCCUAUCCUUACUCUAUGGGCUCUCUGCUCCCUCAGUCCCUCUCAACAGGCCUUGGAACCACCACAGCAGAGGCAGCUGCAGGCAGAUCUCCUCCAGUCACUCCCAGUAUGGCCACACCUUUGUCUCUCACAGGCAUCAGUGGAGCCAAGCCAGACAGGGCCCCUCGAGCUGCUGCUGCUGCACCACCACCUUCCAUUGCUGCAUUUGAGACUGUGCCAGCUGCCCAUCCAUCCUCCUUUGUUAGCAGCUCUCCAGUUAGUGAAGCAGGGCUGGGAUCAGCGUUACUGGCCAGUGGCAGUGCCACCACAACACCGCGGGACAGCGAAGCCACCGUGCCUGUGCCUGAUGCACACCUCAGCCACAGCCAGCCAGGUCCCACAGCAGGCUCAACAGCCCCAGGAACUGGUGUCACACCCAGAUCUGCGCUAACCUCAGUGCUCUGGGCUGGGCCCCAAGUCGUGGAAGCUCCAGGGACAGAGAUGCCAUCACCCAGCACUGCACCAGGCACUGGCAGAGCUGUGUCAGACACCCCUGGGGGACCCAGAGCAGUCACUGUCCCCAUGGCAUCACAAGCGGACGUCCCCUCUCUUCUGGAAGGCAGAGCCAAUGUAGGGAUGGCUCUGGAGGUGUCCCCAUCCAGCAUCCCUCAAGAGAUGGCAGCAGUCAUGUCCCCACUGUCCCUGGCUGCCCCACUGCAAGCAAUGGGGGCUUCAGGUGACCCCCAGCCCGAUGGCAGCACCACAGGGCGAGCAAUGGGGAUGGGGUUCCUGGAGGUGAGCACAGAGGAGAACCCAGGUGCCAGUGCAGUGGGGCCAGCUCCCAGCCACGCGACUGUCACUGCCAGGCCAUCACCAGAGCCAGCUGCCACUGAGGACAAGCCCACAGCUGGGAUCACCUUGCUGGCUGUUGGCCACACAAAUGUGCGGGAGGCCACAGCUGCAUCCUGGGCAGGUGCCACAGGUACCACAGGUACCACUGCCCACGUGGAGACCACCCGCUCUGAGAGCAGCACUGAGGGUGCAGCACCCUCAGCCAGCACCAGCAGCACCCACAUCCCCGACUCCAACGCCGUUGGCACAAGCCUGGCCGCCACAGCAUCCACAGCAUUCCCCAGCAACGCUAACCUGCCAACCACCUCAACAGGCUGGGAGACCUUUGUGACCAGGGUCACCACAGCCGUGCCACCUGCCACUGCACGGGCCAGCAGCACCAGCAGUGCCCCAUCCCCUGCUGUAACACACAGCGAGACAAGAGGAGGUGGGCAGCCUGUCCCAUCCCCAGCAGCACGUACCCCCUUGGUGGAGACAACCCAUGGAUCCUGGGGCGUCCUUGGUCCCAGCACUGGUGUUGCAGUGUCUGGUUCUCCCCUCCCCAGCCUGCACAGCCCAACAGAGGAGACAACAACAGCCCCCUUGUCCCUGCUUGGUGUUGGUGUAACUGGGGUGACAGCAACUGGACAGACUCGCACCGAGUCAGCAACAGGCACCACUUCUACAUCCACCAGCUACCACGACAUGGGACAAGCAGCGAACACGUCACCUCCUGCCUUCCAGACAUCUCCAGGGGCACCUGCCUGGAAGGAGAAAACAGCCAUCACUGCAGGCAGCACCACAGCCACUGCUGCAGGGAGCACCACUGCCACCACUGCAAGGAACACUGCUGCCACCGCUGUGGGGAACAUCAGUGCCACCACUGCCACCACUGCAGGGAGCAUCACUGCCACCACUGCAGAGAACAUCACUGCAACCACUGCAGGAAACAUCAGUGCCACCACUGCAGGGAACACCACUGCCACUGCUGCCACCACUGCCACCACUGCAGGGAGCAUCACUGCCACCACUGCAGAGAACAUCAGUGCCACCGCUGCCACCACUGCAGGGAACACCACUGCCACUGCUGCCACCACUGCCACUACUGCAGGCAGCACCACUGCAAUUACUGCAGGGAACACCACUGCCACCACUGCAGGGAACAUCAGUGCCACCACUGCCACCACUGCAGGCAGCACCACUGCCACCACUGCCACCACUGCCACCACUGCAGGGAACGCCACUCCCCAGUGA
Molecule: messenger RNA, 5283 nt
Organism: Parus major (Great Tit)
Lineage: Eukaryota; Metazoa; Chordata; Aves; Passeriformes; Paridae
Product: mucin-19-like
Exons: 3
Coding region: 2155-5283 (1042 amino acids)
Source: RefSeq, a predicted model, not a curated record